Molecule: messenger RNA, 2245 nt
Organism: Exaiptasia diaphana
Lineage: Eukaryota; Metazoa; Cnidaria; Anthozoa; Actiniaria; Aiptasiidae
Exons: 3
Coding region: 1-1215 (404 amino acids)
Molecular function (GO): oligosaccharide binding
Source: RefSeq, a predicted model, not a curated record
AUGCGACUUCUUUCAACAGUCUCGACACAUGUUAGAGCAACAACAGGAUUUGAAGAGUAUGGCGUUGAUUUCACGGAUUACCUUCGCAUGAAGACGUCCAGCUUGGACAUCUUGAGUUCUGUCACUCUUAAUGGUGUUUGCAAGAUGGUCGAGUUCAUUCAUAUCCGUCAUUUUGCCGCCAGGAAUAUUAUGGUACCGUUUUGGCAAGAAAUUGGAGUGCAAUUAUUACAUACCGACAGCAGCAAAACAAGAUGCAAUGACUUCACGGCAAGCGCUGGCAGUGUCUCGUCUGAAAAUAACUUUAACGCCUACGGACCAGCAUAUAAUGUCAACUUUAGAGGUAUGGUGAUAACAGACCAUGUAAUAUCUACCCAUUAUGUCUCAUCCCCACUGGAUUGCAGUUUCCAGUGCACCUCCACACACACCUGUCUAUCCUACAACUACAAACACAGAGGGAUUGGUGCCGAGGAUGUCUGUCAGCUAAAUAACGCCACAAGGAAAACCGCCCAGGGCUCUUAUAAAGUAGACGUCGACUUUGUACACUACUUCGACCAAUCUGAGAAUUUCAAGUCGUGUCUUGAUUAUCUCCGAAAUGGAGCCAUAGAGAAUGGUAUCUACGCCAUUAAAGACACCAAUGGAGACUCCUUUAAAGUCUACUGUGAUUUCACCACCGAGCCUCGGUCAGCUUGGACCUUGAUUCACUCAUUUGCCCUUAAAAACAAACAUAUGGCUGCAUUUAGUUCGGGGUGUUUUGGAUCAAACCUACCAGUAGAUGAAAACUCUCCCAACUGGCAAGCUUACCGUUUGAGUCUSGMAARGAUGCGACUUCUUUCAACAGUCUCGACACAYGUUAGAGCAACAACAGGAUUUGAAGAGUAUGGCGUUGAUUUCACGGAUUACCUUCGCAUGAAGACGUCCAGCUUGGACAUCUUGAGUUCUGUCACUCUUCAUGGUGUUUGCAAGAUGGUCGAGUUCAUUCAUAUCCGUCAUUUUGCUGCCAGGAAUAUUAUGGUACCAUUUUGGCAUGAAGUUAACCGAUACGCAUUGCAUGUCGACAGCAGUUUUACUGGCCAUUGCAGUCAAUUUGCAGCUGCAAGUGUUGGCAGCGUUCAUUCGGAAGAUAACUUUGGCCUCUACGGAAACGUGAAUCGUAAUUUUAGGGGGACAAAAAACGCAGAGAGUACAACGCAGUGGUGGUUUGGGGGUUAUUUGUAAACCAGAUUUUUUUAGAUCACGUGUGCUAGAGUAGUUAACAGUAGUUGAUCAGAAUACGCAAAGCCAUCAAUUCAUGUUUUUGUGCUUUAUUGACAAAUUUACAUAUUUAGAGCUAGAAAUCAUGUUUUCUUGCUAUUUAGAAAUAAUUGAAGUAUAUUCUCAUUGUUUAAUAGAUUGUAUUUAUCUGCUAUUUCUUCAUCAAAAAACAGCCAAAGGUUUUCAAUGCAAAUUGUGAUCAUUGUUGAAGGUCAGCUUCCUUCUUCAUGCGUCCUUCUGACGUAAUAUAAACUUCCCCAUGGACGAAGACAGCAAAAACGUCUGAAUGUACUAUCAGUUUUAUGCUCGAGUUAUUUAUAAACAGGACAUUUCUCUGGUCACACCCAUAUAAAACACUUACAAUGAAUAUACACAACAUUAUACAGCGAUUUUUAACGCUUUCUAAAAUGACAACGUUUUCGCAAGUAGGUGUAUUGGACAGAAUUGCCCUAUCGCAAUAUUACGUCACAAAAACAUCCUAUUGUUUAGCGCUAUGCCUUAUGAUCGCCAAAGGGGGAGAGGGAAUAACUCCAAAACAAAGAAAAUGCACACUUGCCAUGCAGUCUCCGAAGUUUUUUGAAAUAGGUGUAUAUCAAACCUAGAUAAAAUUAUCGAGAAACAGAAUAUUAGAAGGUCAGCAGUACUCCCACUGUAACCAUGCUGUGACGUCAUAAUGCUUUUAGGUCAAUUGGUUCCACCUCAAAUAGUAUUGUUAAUUGUAUAGAACAAUAUAUGCCUAUUUAAGUAUUUGGAACAGAACUGUUUAUGUUUCCUUUGUCAGAUAAGUAACUGGUACGUAAUGAUAUGUUUCCCUUGAGUACAGUAUUCUGUUCUUAGUAGUUCGUAAUAUGUAAAUUCGUUUAGUUUUCAUGUUGUASUCAAGCCGUGUAAYUCACCGACAAGGUAAAUUGAAUUGUAUUUCUAUAUUUUAUUUCUUGUAACCUGUAGUUAGUAGUGUGGCUUUGUAAUGUACCGUAUUAGACCGUAUACUUAA